This is a messenger RNA of Carassius carassius (crucian carp), 2650 nucleotides long. RefSeq names its product carboxypeptidase X (M14 family), member 2 (gene cpxm2). Gene Ontology annotation, molecular function: metallocarboxypeptidase activity; zinc ion binding. The record is from RefSeq and is a predicted model, not a curated record. Lineage: Eukaryota; Metazoa; Chordata; Actinopteri; Cypriniformes; Cyprinidae. Gene Ontology annotation, biological process: proteolysis. The coding region runs from base 143 to 2314 and encodes 723 amino acids. The transcript is spliced from 15 exons.
UAUCCUUCCUCUCUCUCUCUCUCUCUCUCUCUCACACACACACACACACACACACACACACACUCUCUCUCUCUCUCUCUCUCUCCGGAGGGAUUCCAGACAGCAGAGUUUUCCUGCAGUGAGUGAAUGGGUCCAGGAUCAGAUGAUGUGGCUCCGGACUCUCCUGCUGCUCGGCCUCGUGGGACGUCUGCUGGACGAGUGUUCUGGACAUUCUUCUGAGGAUGAGGAUUAUUACAUGCAGGAGCUCUUGAGUCGGGAACAUUACCAGCGCGUCUCUGAGAACGGAGCCGCUCCCACACCAGCCACUGGGAAGGAGCCCAAAACCAGGUCAGCUGCUUCCAAACCAGCAGGCGGACCUGAUUCAGCAUCAGUGAAAAGUGGAAGCAAAAAGAGUGAGAAGAACAAGAAAGCAGUGAAAGGCAGCAGUGGUGGGGACGCUCUGAUCUCUGAGAGCAGCGACUGUCCUCCGCUGGGUCUGGAGACGCUGAAGAUCGAUGACUUUCAGCUCCACGCCUCCAGCAUGAGACACUACGGUCUGGGGCCGCACAGGGGCCGGCUCAACAUCCAGGGCGGUCUGUAUGAGGAUGACCUGUAUGACGGUGGCUGGUGUGCAGGACGGAAUGAUCCGCUGCAGUGGUUUGAGGUGGAUGCUCGCAGACUCAUGAAGUUCACCGGUGUCGUGACUCAGGGACGGAGCUCACUCUGGUUGAGUGAUUGGGUGAGCUCGUAUAAAGUUCUGCUCAGUAAUGACUCUCACAGCUGGAUGACGCUGAAGAACGGCUCCAGAGAUCUGAUCUUCAGCGCGAAUCGAGAAAAGGAGAUUCCUGUCCUCAAUGUCUUCCCCAAACCCGUGGUGGCCCGUUACAUCCGCAUCAACCCGCGCUCCUGGUAUGCCAGUGGCGGCAUCUGCAUGCGUGUGGAGAUCAUGGGCUGCCCGAUGCCAGAUCCAAACAAUUAUUAUCGGCGACGAAAUGAAGUGACCACGACAGACAACCUGGACUUCAGACACCAUAGUUAUAAGGAGAUGAGACAGCUGAUGAAGGUGGUGAAUGAAAUGUGUCCAAACAUCACACGCAUCUACAACAUCGGCAAGAGCUACAAAGGACAGAAGCUCUAUGCCAUCGAGAUCUCAGAUAACCCUGGAGAACAUGAGCUCGGUGAGCCGGAGUUUCGCUACACGGCUGGUUCCCACGGUAACGAGGUUCUGGGCCGCGAGCUGCUGCUGCUUCUCAUGCAGUUCAUGUGUCAGGAGUAUCUGAGCGGAAACACACGCAUCCGGCGGCUCGUGGAUGAGACACGCAUCCACCUGCUGCCCUCCAUCAACCCCGACGGCUACGAGAAGGCCUCCGAAAUGGGUUCGGAGCUCAGCGGCUGGUCUCUGGGCCGCUGGAGUCAGGACGGUCUGGACAUCCAUCACAACUUCCCUGACCUCAACUCGGUUCUCUGGGAAGCAGAAGCCCGGAAAUGGGUCCCACGCAAAUUCCACAACCACCACGUGCCCAUCCCGGACUGGUACCGCUCCACAAACGCCACCGUGGCGGUGGAGACACGUGCUCUGGUGUCAUGGAUGGAGAAGAUCCCGUUUGUGUUGGGAGGAAACCUGCAGGGCGGAGAGCUGGUGGUGACGUUCCCGUUUGACCGCACGCGCUCAGUGACGGUGCUCCGCGAGGCUACGCCCACCGCAGAUGACCACGUGUUCCGCUGGCUGGCCUUCUCCUACGCCUCCACUCACCGGCUCAUGACCCACGCCAGCCGCAGGGUCUGCCACACCGACGACUUCGCCAAGGAAGACGGCACCAUCAACGGAGCCUCGUGGCACACGGCUGCAGGAAGUAUUAAUGACUUCAGUUACCUGCACACCAACUGCUUCGAGCUCUCCAUGUACGUGGGCUGUGAUAAAUUCCCACACGAGACCGAACUACCGGAGGAGUGGGAGAACAACCGCGAAUCACUGCUCGUCUUCAUGGAGCAGGUGCAUCGUGGGAUCAAAGGUGUUGUCAGGGAUGUUCAGGGCAAAGGCAUCGCUAACGCCAUCAUCGCUGUGGAGGGAAUCAAUCAUGACAUUCGCACAGCGUCUGACGGUGAUUAUUGGCGUCUGCUGAACCCCGGAGAGUAUCGUGUUAUGGUCCGCGCCGAGGGCUUCAGCGUCAGCAGCAAGGUUUGCACGGUGGGAUACGACAUCGGAGCCAGCAGGUGCGACUUUGUGCUCGGCCGCUCCAACCUGUCACGCAUCAAAGAGAUCAUGCAGAAGUACAACAAGCAGCCAAUCAGCACGAGACUGAGACUGAGUCAGCGCCGCCUACUGGACACAUAGAGAGAGAGAGAGUGUGUGUGUGUGUGUGUGUAUGAGAGAGAGAGAGUGUGUGUGUGUGUGUGUGUGUGUAUGAGAGAGAGAGAGAGAGUGUGUGUGUGUGUGUGUGUGUGUGUGUGUGUGUGUGUGUGUGAGAGAGAGAGAGAGAGAGAGAGAGAGAGAGAGUGUGUGUGUGUGUGAGAGAGAGAGAGAGAGAGAGAGAGAGAGUGUGUGUGUGUGUGUGUGUGUGUGUGAGAGAGAGAGAGAGAGAGUGUGUGUGUGUGAGAGAGAGAGAGAGAGAGAGAGAGAGUGUGUGUGUGUGUGAGAGAGAGAGAGAGAGAGAGAGAGUGUGUGUGUGUG